Messenger RNA from Trichobilharzia regenti, 1783 nucleotides. Lineage: Eukaryota; Metazoa; Platyhelminthes; Trematoda; Strigeidida; Schistosomatidae. The record is from the annotation of a GenBank genome assembly.
CUUGAAUGAUAUGAAAGUACUCCUGUUUUAAAUUCUCAAAGGUGAUACAGUAAAUACGAAAAACCAUAUUUGGAAACCAGAAUAUCAGUUUUGUGUUUCUGUACUGGAAAUAUGGCAAUCACGUGUUUCACUUGAGGUGGGCGGUUUGUAUUUUCAAGGUCAGCGCUCAAAAAUGUUUGAGCAGUCACAAACAUGCCCAAGCUGCAGGUCAAGCAAAUACAGUAAUCCUCAGUUAAAGUUGAUGGUGAAUGUGUGUGGUCAUUCAUUAUGCGAAAACUGUGUUGAAGUUCUCUUCGUACGGGGAUCUGGCUUAUGUGCACAAUGCAAAACCCCUAUUCGGAAAACAAAUUUUCGUUAUCAGCUGUUCGAAGACCCAUUGGUUCAGAAAGAAGUGGAUAUUCGUAAGAAGGUGCUUAGCGAUUUUAACAAGCGCGAAGAUGACUUUGAUUGUCCAGAAGAUUACGACUCUUAUUUGGAAAAGGUGGAAGAAAUAAUUUACAAUCUUACUAACGAUUUAUAUGUAGACGAUACGAAAAGGUACAUAGAGAACUACAAAAAGGAAAAUAAAGACGUCAUUAAAAGGAAUCGAACAAGGCCAUCAACAUCACAAACUUUUUAUGAGUGCGAGCUAGAGCGUGAAUCUGUUUUGCGUGAAAAGCGAGAAAGAGAAGAAGAAGAAGAAGAGGAACAACCGAAAGGAUUAAAAACAACUGGUGCGCCUGACGACGCUACCACUUCACUGGUAGCUGAUUCUGAGGGAGAAAAACGAAAAAGCUUGGUUCCCCCAACACCUCGAACAAAUAUGCUCAUCCCACCUGCCUCAUCCUUUGGACGCCGACCACCUACUACUUUUGUUCCCCCGUCAAUAUACGCACCUCCAUCUUAUGUCGUGCCACCUACACAAGGUGUAGGUUAUGGACCUAGUUCUGCGUUUCCUGUCCGUCCCUUAGUCACUCCAGCGAGUGGCCUUAUGGCUCCACCUUCCAUGUUCCCUGUAGCACCCCCCACUGGCAGUUCGUCAAAUAACUGGCCAAGUGGAUCACAUCACGCGGUACGUCUGCCUCACAUGCAAUCUGUUCGAAAACAACAAGACACUGUUUUGAUACCUAGUCAACAAACGGUACGUAUUUUUCUGUUUGCAGAAUAUUUUAUAAUCUACUCACACUUCACGGGCUUUAAGUAUUAUUUAAUUAGCAAAAUAGUUUGGCGUGUUUACUUUCAACUCGAGAAUAAAGCAUACUAUAAUAAAAUGUCAGUUAUAAAAAUGGAGGAUCAACACCACUGAAUGAAACUUGGAGAGAACUAUAAACGGUGGUCACAUCAAUAUAUUACCGUUGAUGAAAAAUUGUUUUCCUAAGACUUACUCUGUCUACAAUCUAGUUAUCUAACAGAAGUCAUUCGGUAAGUGUUUUAUUCUUAACACCAUUAUUUUUUGCAAUUUCGUGCAGUUUGGCUUGAACUUAUCCAGUAUGUAUUUGGAAAAAUCUAGCAUGAAUAAAAAUGAAACAGAACGGUUCCGUGGUUUGUUCAUAUUUAACUUUACAACUUCAUAGUUUAUCUGUUUUAUUAGUAGUCAUGCUUUCAUGUGCUUCGGUGGCACAGUGGUAAGGACUCUCGCCGACCAUGCACAUGGUCCGGGGUUCGAACCCACGCCGGCGCACACCUGAUAUCUAUGGUCGGCCUGCAAAAUUUGGGCUACCGAUAUCCAUGCUGAAAAUUCCAUACUUGUACCAAAAAUACAGUGUGGAAUCAAGCUGUAAAUCAAAAAUAUAAAAAAAUAUAA